AUGGUCAGGCCAGGCUGUCCAGUCAUUCUGCUCCAUAUCUUCAGCAUCUUUGCACACACAAGAGGUAACACUCAGGAUACGCUGUAUCCAUAUGGACCUGGCCAUAGGGAUCUAGAGACUCCAAAGAUGGACGAUGGAAGUUCUCCUGAAAUUACUUUGCUCAUCCCCUUUAUUUUCUUCAAUAUCCCUUACCGCUCUAUCUAUGUCAACAACAAUGGUGUAAUCUCCUUCAACGUGCAGGUUAGCCAGUUCACACCAGAGGCUUUUCCCCUGAGUGACAGCAGGUCAUUUAUUGCUCCACUCUGGGCAGAUGUGCACAAUGGCAUCCGCGGAGACGUGUACUACCGGGAGACCACCGAGCCAGAAAUUCUCGAAAGGGCAACACAAGAUGUCCGGAAGUAUUUCAAAAACAUGCCCACCUUCACUGCCACAUGGGUCUUUAUUGCAACAUGGCACCAAGUCACUUUCUAUGGAGGAAGCCAGACAACUCCGGUGAACACGUUCCAAACUGUACUCAUCUCAGAUGGCGUGGCAUCCUUCAGUAUGUUCAACUACGGUGAAAUCACAUGGAGCACAGGAACAGCCAGUGGUGGAGAUCCAUUAACAGGAUUGGGCGGUACAACAGCUCAGUCAGGUUUUAAUGGUGGAGAUAUUGGCCAUUUCUUCAACCUGCCGGGAUCGCGGUCAAAUGAUGUAGUGAACAUUGAACAAACAACUAAUGUAAAUAUUCCUGGGCGCUGGUUCUUCCGUGUAGACACUGAGCUGAUUAAUCCUGCCAAUGGCUGCAGCUACAAUGGCCGUUACUACAGACGGGGAGAGAUCUUUUGGCUGUCUGACAGAUGCUCACAGCGGUGUCGCUGCCUCGACAUCGAUAAUGAGGUGCAGUGUCAAGAGGCUCCGUGUGGGCAGCUUGAAACCUGUGAGCAGCUGGAAGGAGCCUUUUACUGCCAGCCCACUCGCACCAGCACUUGCGUGGUAUUCGGAGACCCCCACUAUCACACCUUCGAUGGCUUCCUCUAUCACUUCCAGGGGACCUGCUCCUACCUGCUGGCUCGGCCCUGCUGGGAGGUAGCAGGGCUGCCCUUCUUCAGUGUGGAGGCCAAAAACGAGAACCGUGGAGCUGCCUCUGUUUCCUGGCUUAGAGACGUCACAGUGGAGGUGUAUGGUCACCGAGUUACGCUGCCAAAAGGAAGUUUUGGAACAGUCCAGGUGGAUGGCUUGGUGAAGACUUUACCAGUCCAACUCCAGCUUGGUGCUGUCAGGGUGUACCAAUCUGGGGUUGCCAUUGCUUUAGAAACUGAUUUUGGACUCUUGGUAACUUACGAUGGCCAACAUUACGCAUCCAUCUCCCUACCCAGCUCCUACUUCAACAACACUUGUGGCCUUUGCGGCAACUAUAAUGAUGACCCUGCCGAUGAUCCCGUACUACCUGAUGGCACUCUGGCAGAAAGCGUAGUGGAGCUGGGAGGCAGCUGGAGAGCAGAGGACACAGACUGGAGGUGUACAGAUGGAUGUGCACAGAACUGCAGCAUGUGUGACCCUCUUGUAGAAGCUUUCUACUUUCGGCCUGACUACUGUGGGUUAAUUAACAAAACUGAUGGACCAUUCAGGGACUGCAGAGCUGUUGUGGAUCCUACAGCCUUUGUGUACAGCUGCGUUUAUGAUAUGUGCAGCAACAAGGAUAACAUCACUACUCUAUGCCAGGCCAUACAGGCCUAUGCUCUGGCUUGUCAGGCCCUUGGUGUCACAAUACGACCUUGGAGAUCUCGCACCUUCUGUGAUUGGUCUUGUCCAGACUUCAGCCAGUAUCAAGUGUGCACAAGCGCCUGUCCAGCUUCCUGCUCAGACCUCACCGCUCCCUUGUACUGUGCUCAUCCUUGCACUGAGGGCUGCCAGUGUGACCCAGGCUAUGUUCUCAGUGGCAGCCGCUGUGUACAGCGUGAAGACUGUGGCUGUGAGCAUAAUGGCCUCUAUUACCCUCUUAAUGCGACUUUCUGGGUAGGUCCCAGCGGUGAAGAAGGAGAAUGUACCCUCCGGUGUACCUGUGGGCCUGCUGGGGAAGUUUCUUGUUUCAAUGAGUCCUGUAAGGAGGGUGAGGUGUGUAAGGCAGAGGUUGGCCUGCUGGGUUGCUACCCUCGAAGAGAAGGGGUUUGCUCAGUCACCCAAAACUCAGUGACAUCCUCCUUCGAUGGCACCUUCCUGUCGUUCCCAGAUGACAGCUCUUAUUACUUACUGAAGCUGUGCGCUCCAGUGCCAGCCAAUGGCUCGAUGGUGGAGGUGAAGCUAGGUCGGCGGUUGGUCAACAAAGGGCCUGCUUGGAAAAGACCUGUGGUAGUUACACUAGCUAACUUGGAGGCACAGAUGGGAGGGUUGGAUUUUGAUACAGUCAAGGUGAACGGUGAACUAGUGUUGCUCCCAUACGUCCAUCCAAUGGAGACAAUGAUGAUCUACAGAGCGCCGGGCAAUGCAACAGUGGUGGAGUCCCGCGGUCUGCUUCGUGUCCACUACACACGUCAAGGAUUCCUCAAUAUCUCCCUUUCAACCCUCUUCUACAAUGUUACUUGUGGUCUUUGUGGUGUUUUCAAUAGCAAUGCAACCGAUGACCUUCGCCUACCCAAUGGACGCCAGGCAGAGUCAAUCGAACAGUUCACAGACGGCUGGCGCUCCAUUGCUGAUGAUCUUACCUGCAACGGUGACUGUGACGACCUGUAUCGCAUGUGCACAGACUUACGUCUUUAUCAGAGCCCUUGGAUGUGCGGCAAUAUCAACGACCCCGGGAAUAGUUCCUUUCUUGCGUGUCACACAGUGGUUAACCCCUCGCCAUUCUUCAGGAACUGUUUGUAUAACAUGUGCGUGAGGGAAGGGAACCGCUCAGCCCUGUGUUCUUCGAUGCAGGCUUACGCCACCGCCUGUCAGGAUGCUCAAGUAGGACUUGCUUCAUGGAGGAGCACCACCAACUGUCCUCUUCCCUGUCCAGAGAACAGUCACUUUGAUGAGUGCACCAACGCCUGCCCUUUGACCUGUGCCAACUUGGACGAACCCGAAGAGCCGUGCCCCCUGCCUUGUCAGGAGGGGUGUCAGUGCGAAGACGGCUUCGCGCUGCGGGAUGGCCUGUGCGUGGCGCGCAGAGAUUGUGGCUGCAUCUACCACAGGCGUCAGCUGGCCACCAACCAGACGUUCUGGACAGACUGGGAGUGCCAGGAGCGCUGCUACUGCAAUGGCUCUGACAACAACGUAUACUGUCAGCUCGCGCCGUGUCACCCUGAGGAGUACUGCCAGGAGAAUGACGGCCUGUAUUUCUGCCAGCCGCGCUCUGAGGCUCUGUGUGUGGCAGCUGGCUAUGGACAUUUUUUGCCAUUUGGCGGAGUGCCGUUCGAGCUGCAGAGCUCUUGCACUCUCAGGAUGGUCACCACCAGAUGUGGGAGGGGGAACAUGGCGCACGUACCCAUCACCAGAACUUUUCCUCCAUUUAAACUGGCGGUUCGUAACGAGGACAGAGACACGAGCCAAGCAAUUUGGGUGAGGGGUUUUGUGCUGGAGGUUUACGAGUAUGAAAUUGAAGCAUCUCGAAGCUACAGAAACACCGUCACGGUGAAUAAGGAGCGACUGUACCUUCCCCUGAAGCUGGGCCCAGGAAAGGUCAAUAUCUUCACCUUUGGCAUGCACCUCAUUUUGGAGACAGACUUUGGCCUGAAGGUGGCCUUUGACUGGAACACUCUCCUGCUCUUGACUUUACCCCGCGACCUCUACAACUCCACCUGUGGCCUUUGCCAGGGCGUGCCUCUGUCCCCACCCACCCUUUCCACUACCGAAUGGGGCAUGGCCUGGGCGGAGAGGGACACUUUCUGCCAGGUGGGCUGCGGUGACUCCUGCCCGCGCUGUGGCCUCGGAGAGAAAAGCUCCCUAAACGACACCCCUCUCAUGGUGGCUGAUGCCAACAUGAACGCUGGGAGCGACGAUGAAGCAAAUGGAGUCAGCACUGGCAUACGUUUCCACAUCGGUGACGGGCUCUAUGUGUUUGUGGAGCCCGAGGCAGUGAGGCUGUGUGGGUUACUUGUUGAUCGGGGAGGCGUGUUUGCACGGUGUCACAGCAAGGUGGCGCCAGCGUUCUUUUAUCAAAGCUGCCUCCAGGACACCUGCUUGGAUCAGGGAGCUCAGGAUACGAUCUGUAACUGGCUGCAGAUCUAUGCCAGCACCUGUCAGACCCAGGGGGUGCAUGUCACCGACUGGAGGAGCGACACACCGUGUGUCCAGAGCUGUCCACCUAACAGCCAUUACUCGAGUUGCAUGUCAGUUUGCCCGCCCCAGUGUGCACCAGCCCGCGGCCAGAGGGACUGCAGCCAGGACUGCGUGGAGGGCUGCCAGUGCGACCAGGGCUACGUGCUCAACGGCAAGAGCUGCAUCCUUUCUCAGAACUGUGGCUGCUAUACCGAUGGCACAUACUAUGAGCCCAAGCAGCUUUUUUGGAACGCCGACUGCACCAAACGCUGCCAGUGCAUCGGACGAAACCUGAUUCAGUGCAAUCCAAGGCGAUGCAAGGCAGAGGAGGAGUGCACCCUCCGGUACGGGGUUCGGGGCUGCUUUGCCCGCCGCUCCCAGCACUGCGUGGCAUCAGGCGGCGGAGUGUUCAGGACAUUCGACGGGGCAUCGCUGCGACUGCCGGCCUCGUGCUCCUUCGUCCUGUCCACAAACUGUCACAAGCUGCCCGACCUCUCUUUCCAGCUCAUUGCCAACUUUGAUAAAUGGAGCACGCCCAACCUCACCACCAUCUCGCAUGUCUACCUGUAUAUAAAUGAGGAGAAUAUACUCAUCUCUGGCAGCACUGUCAAGGUUAAUGGCACACCAGUAUCCGUACCAUUUGUAACAGGGCUGAUGACGCGCCUGUCCACAUCUGAGGGUUUCAUUGUCAUCGACACACCCCAGGACAUCCAGGUUCGCUACAACCACUUUAACACCCUUAGCAUCACAAUGGGCCAGCGGCUCCAGAACAAGGUGUGCGGCCUUUGUGGGAAUUUCAAUGGGGACCCUAAUGAUGACUACAUCACCUCAAGGGGCAAGCCGGCUGUCAGCGCCCUGGAGCUGGCACAGAGCUGGAAGACCAACGGCAUGCAGAACAGUUGUGAUGAGACCCAGUAUGUGGCUUUGGCUCAGUCCUGCGACAACUCGGCCAUCCUGGCUCUGCAGAGUGAAGAUGCCUGUCAGAAGCUCACCCAGCUCAAAGGCUUCUUCCAGCCAUGCCACGGCCUGCUGGAUCCCCGUCCUUUCUACCAGUCCUGCUACCUGGAUGGCUGCUACAAUCAUCGCAAGGCUCAGGUCUGUGGAUCACUGGCCGCCUAUGCAGAAGCCUGCCGGUCCAUGGGCACCCUCACGACCAAGUGGAUCACCCAAGAGAACUGCUCAGAAUGGAUCUAUGACCCCUGUGCAGGAGAGAUCUGCACAAACUUCACCUGUGAGCUGGAGAAUGGAGGCGAUCUGUGUGGCUGUCCGGAGUUACCCACCAACACUGAAGGCGAGGAUGACAUCAUCCAAGCGGAGGUGACCUGUAAGCAUGCUCAGAUGCAGGUUUCCAUCUCCAAGUGUAAGCUCUUCCAGCUGGGCUUUGAACGGGAAGAUGUCCGGAUCAACGACGAGCACUGCGCUGGCAUUGAGGGAGAGGACUUCAUCUCCUUCCACAUUAACAACACUAAGGGACACUGCGGUUCCAUUGUACAGUCCAACGGCACACACAUCAUGUAUAAAAACACUGUGUGGAUAGAAAGUGUGAACAACACUGGGAACAUCAUCACCAGAGACAAGACCAUCAACGUGGAGUUUUCCUGCGCCUAUGAGCUGGACCUAAAGAUCUCACUGGAGACUGUCCUCAAACCCAUGCUCAGCGUCAUUAACCUCACCCUACCGACCCAGGAAGGAAACUUCAUUACCAAGAUGGCUCUGUAUAAAAACUCCUCGUACCGCCAUCCAUACAGAGAGGGGGAGGUGGUGCUCAGCACUCGAGACAUCCUGUACGUAGGCGUCUUUGUGGAAGGAGCGGAUGAAAACCAGCUCAUCCUUAUAGUGAAUAUGUGCUGGGCCACACCGUCGCGCUACAGCAGUGAUCGACUCCGCUACAUCAUCAUUGAGAGAGGGUGCCCAAACAUUAAGGACAAUACCAUUGGCAUGGCAGAAAACGGCGUAUCACUCACCUGCCGCUUUCACGUCACCGUCUUCAAGUUCAUCGGGGAUUACGAUGAAGUCCACCUGCACUGUGACGUUUCUCUGUGCGACUCAGAGACGAACGCCUGCAAAGUGAACUGUCCACAUAAGAGAAGAAUGUACUCAGAGGACAGUGACCAUAAAGAGCACAUACUGUCUGUUGGACCCAUAAGAAGAAGAGAGUCUGACUGGUGUGAGGAGAACAAUGGAGGCUGUGAGCAAAUCUGCACCAGUAAGGCCGCUGGGCCCAUCUGCAGCUGUGUGACUGGGAUGCUGCAAAGAGAUGGGAAGAGCUGCCGGGCCGUGAGCUCAAGCAGUGACAUCACACCUGCGAUUCCUCUGCUGAGCGUCAGCGCUGCGAUCUCCGUGCUCCUGGCUCACCUUCACACUCUUCUCCUCUCCUAACGCUCUGUGAGCUAAGAGAAGGCAAUAAAUGACAAAGAUCAAACACACAAAAAGA
Messenger RNA from Neolamprologus brichardi, 6652 nucleotides. Lineage: Eukaryota; Metazoa; Chordata; Actinopteri; Cichliformes; Cichlidae. The record is from RefSeq and is a predicted model, not a curated record.